AUGCUUUCCCAGAUCACGAAUGCAUUCCACAGAUGGGGCAUCGCUGUGCUUGGGGCUGGGGGGUGGAAUAAGGCAGCGGCAUUGGAGGGCAGAUGCAGGCAUGUGGCUGUGAUAGAGCUGGUGUGUUCCAGCUGGGGAAGCAGUCUGUGGGUCAAGGGUUAUUGGGAGGGGGAAUGGCUGGCACGGCAAGCAACAGAGGUGAGGGUUGAUGAAGAGUAUGUCUUGUGUGUCAACCUGGUGGGAUGGGUGGGCAAAGAAAGGGGAGCGCCCUCAGCAUGCUACAACGGCGGCCGCACCCCUCCCUGCCACAUCUCAAACGCCAAUAGACCUGUGUCUCUGCCACCGUCCGCCAUCACAGCUCACAUCCCACCGUCCUGCCCACCCCUUCAUCCACUCAGCGCCCACUCUUCAGCCACUGCUGCGCCCUCCUGCUCAACAGCGCCUGCUGCUGCCCUCCUCACAUACUCCCAUACCCUCCUCCUCCUCACUUCUCCCAUACCCUGCGCCCUCCCUCCUUCUUUACUGCUGCGCCCUCCCUCCUCCCUUGCUCUGCUGCUGCCCCCUGCCUGUGCAGUCAUACUCGUGCGCCUCUGCCUUGCAGUCAUACUGCGCGGACCACUGGGGGAUUCCACUCUUGCCCCUGAUGUGCACUCCAACUCUCUGCCGUCACGUUGA
Messenger RNA from Closterium sp. NIES-65, 675 nucleotides. Lineage: Eukaryota; Viridiplantae; Streptophyta; Zygnematophyceae; Desmidiales; Closteriaceae. The record is from the annotation of a GenBank genome assembly.